Messenger RNA from Glossina fuscipes, 3709 nucleotides. It is a transcript of the gene Top3alpha, whose product is annotated as DNA topoisomerase 3-alpha. Lineage: Eukaryota; Metazoa; Arthropoda; Insecta; Diptera; Glossinidae. The transcript is spliced from 12 exons. Gene Ontology annotation, cellular component: chromosome; nucleus. Gene Ontology annotation, biological process: DNA topological change. Gene Ontology annotation, molecular function: DNA topoisomerase type I (single strand cut, ATP-independent) activity; zinc ion binding; DNA binding. The record is from RefSeq and is a predicted model, not a curated record. Bases 29 to 3592 code for a protein of 1187 amino acids.
UUUUCAAUGUUUUUAAAGCAAUAAACAAAUGGUUAAUUUACUGGGAUGUUUUAGGAAAAUUCACUUAGUAUCACAUUUCUCUUGUUGUUUUAAAUUUAAAGAAAUGAAAUAUUUGAAUGUAGCAGAAAAGAAUGAUGCCGCCAAAACCAUUGCCUCACAAUUGUCCAAUGGAACCGCUCGACGACGUGAAGGUUUCUCGAAAUUCAAUAAAAUCUAUGAAUUUGAGACGAAUGUACGAGGCGUCAAAUCAAAGAUGAUAAUGACUUCAGUAUCGGGUCAUUUGAUGCAAUUAGAGUUUUUAAAAGCUUAUCGUAAUUGGCAGAAUAUUGAUCCUCAGUCUUUGUUUGAUGCACCUGUGCAUAAGCGAUGUGCAGCAGAUUAUGAACCAAUCAAACGUACCCUAGAACGUGAGGUACGCAGUUGUCAAGGCCUCAUUAUAUGGACAGAUUGUGAUCGUGAAGGUGAAAAUAUCGGCUUUGAAAUUAUCGAUGUAUGCCGUGCUGUUAAGCCGAACUUAACUGUUUAUCGAGCCACAUUCUCCGAAAUUACUAGCACAGCGAUAAGACGUGCUUUAAACAAUCUCACAACUCCAAAUAAGCAUCCAAGUGAUGCGGUAGAUGUACGUACCGAACUUGAUUUACGUACGGGCGCGUCUAUAACUCGUUUUCAGACAAUGAGAUUACAGCGUUUAUUUCCGGAAAAAAUUGCCGACAAAUUGAUAUCUUAUGGUAGUUGUCAAAUACCAACUCUUGGAUUCGUAGCAGAGCGUUACAAGGAAAUUGAGGCGUUCGUUUCGCAGCCAUUUUGGAAAAUAAAAGUUUCUCAUACUAUUGAUGACCUGACGGUGGAUUUUCAUUGGGAUCGCAAUCGUUUAUUCGAUAAGCAAGCCUGUGAAGAUUACUACUUAAUAGUUUUAUCCAAUCCAAACGCGAUCGUUCAAAGCGUGACAGUCAAACCGAAAAGUAAGUGGCGGCCCACUCCAAUGGACACAGUAGAACUGGAAAAAUUGGGUUCACGUAAAUUGAAAUUACCCGCCAAAGAAAUAAUGACAAUUGCCGAAAAGCUCUAUACUAAGGGGCUCAUAAGUUAUCCGCGUACCGAGACAAACAUGUUUUCAAAGGAUAUAAAUUUAAUGUCAAUUGUUGAAGAACAAGUCGAACAUGCGAUUUGGGGAACGUUCGCUCAGCGUGUAAAGGAAUGGGGCCCUAAUCCUAGAAAUGGUAAUAAAUCGGAUCAGGCGCAUCCUCCAAUUCAUCCCACGAAAAUGGCACAUAACCUGGCUGGCAAAGAAGCAAGCGUGUACGAAUUGAUAUGUCGUCAUUUUUUGGCUUGUGUUAGUAAAGACGCUGUCGGAUCUGAGACUAUCGUUAAUAUUACCAUAGAAGGUGAAAAAUUCUCGGCUUCAGGUUUAGUUAUUUAUGAAAGAAAUUACCUCGAUGUUUACAUUUACGAGAAAUGGAAUGCCAAGCGGAUUCAUCACUACGAAGAAAGACAAGUUUUUCAACCUACUGAAAUUGCUAUGAACGAGGGUGCUACAGUUGCUCCGCCUUUGUUAACUGAAGCUGAUCUUAUAGCACUAAUGGAGAAGCAUGGUAUCGGUACUGAUGCAACUCAUGCCGAACAUAUUAAUACUGUAAAAGAACGUGGCUAUAUUGGCGUAGUGGACAACGGUGGCUUGGUGCCGGGUGUCAUUGGUAUGGGACUCUACGAGAGCUACAAUGCAAUGGAACUGUCGUUAGCUAAACCCGCCUUACGAGCAGAAUUUGAGGCCGAUUUAAAACUUAUUUGCUUAGGUGAGAAAAACGCCAGAGAGGUUUUGCGUCAACACAUAAUUAAAUACAAGGAGGCUUAUAAGCAAAUUAUGGAUAAAGUCACAGCGAUGGAUGAAAAAAUGUCUCAACGUAUUAAUGAGGCUCCCGUGAUUAAUGACCAUAACGGUCUUGAUGGCGCUUCUGAAAAUAACCCAAGUCAUUGGCAGGAAUUAUCAACAUGCCCGAAAUGUUCACAGGCACCUCUAGUUCUGAAGGCUAAGAAAAAUCAAAGUGGAUUUUUCAUUGGUUGUCUUAAUUAUCCGGAUUGUAAGAAUGUCAUAUGGCUACCAGAUGAAUGCAGAGAACCCAAAAUUCUAGACGAGAAUUGUUCCAAAUGUGGGACGGGAAUUAAAUUGCUCAAAUUCAAAUUUUCCAAUCCAUAUCAUAAAACUAUCUUUAGUACUCCCAACGGUUGGUACAAAACUUGUCUUCAUUGUGACGUUAAUUUCCGCGAAACAUUUAAUAUUAACUUGGAUUGCAUUAUGAAAACGGGAACAAUCGUCAGCGAUUCGGGGACUGCCACUUCUCAAGCCCCACAUGCAAACCAAAGUAAUAUGGGCAGUGGGACCAGGGCUGACUCCGGAAGAGAUUCUCGCAAUGAAAAUGAGAAUAAAACGGAACGCAAGAAAGCUACGAAAGCAAAAUGUUCAGAAACUAAAUCUGUAAGAACUAGAAUAAAAUCUUUAUGCAGAGAUAGACAGACUGGAACAGAUUCGACAACGAUGAAAGCAAAGAAAAUGAUGUCAAAAACAACAGUAGCUUCUACUUCAAAUGAUGUGCAAACUACGGCAGAAAUUGCUGAAGCAGAACUACAGAACGUACCUUUAGAUGAAUUUUUCGGAAGCACUGAUGACUUCACAAUGGAUUUAAACAGGAAUAGAUCUCAGGCAAAUGCAGAACAAUCAAAUUUUCCAAGUCAUGAACUCGAGGCAGCCUUUGCUAAUGAUGAUGAUGAUGAUAUAUUUGAAACCAUAGAAUGCGAAAAUUCCAAUCUUUGCCUGCAACCACCACAACCAGUAGUUUCUUCCCACUCUGUAAAUGUUGAUGCAAUCAAUGGUGACUUAGACGACAGUCUAUCAACAUUAUUUCGUAAUGAUGACGAUCGGGAUUAUACGUGGGGUAGUGCGUCUCGUAAUGCACAUUCAGCUGACAGAUCGACUUCAUCUCAAGGGCCAUGUUCAAAACGUUUACGUAUUCAAACAAAAGAGAAGAAUCCAAAUGUAGACGAAAAUAACGUACAGUUGCAAACUGCAGUUGCAUGCAACGUUUGCUUUCAACCAGCUAAAGAGUUAACAGUUAAAAAUGGUCUCAAUAAGGGCCGCCUAUAUUAUGUAUGCUCUAAGAGUAAUCCUUGUAAGUUCUUUCAGUGGGCUAAUGAAAGUCAUGUGACUAAUGACAACACGCCUGCUUGGGGCUCAAACGGUAACUUGGAGGAUUCAAAUAGCUCAACUUUGACUGAUAAUAUUGCAGUUAAUCUGCCGAAAAUUGAUUGUCACUGUCACAAGAGUUCUAGCAGUUUAACCGUGCGAAAAGAGGGCCCAAACAAAGGCAGAAGAUUUUAUACAUGCUCCAAUCGUAACAAAUCUUGUGGUUUUUUUAAAUGGGCCGAUGACCUUCCAAGCAGUUCGUCGCUGGGUGAGAAAUCAUCAGAUAUAUCUGCUACCCAUGAUAAAAGAACACUUACUUCUGCUCCACGAUCUAAGGCACGUAAAUGUGGUUUAUGCUCCCAAGAAGGACAUACUCGCCAAAAAUGCCCACGUAAAGCUGAAUUUGAAUUUUAAUUUAAAGGCUUGUGUGUAAAUAAAUAAAGCAAAAGUGAGUUCACCUAUAACACACAAAAUGUCUUCAGUGUAUUGUGAUCAUUUCACAGAAUAUUUUAUGGCUCAUUACUAAUAAAU